Messenger RNA from Triplophysa rosa, 4313 nucleotides. RefSeq names its product protein TUNAR-like. Lineage: Eukaryota; Metazoa; Chordata; Actinopteri; Cypriniformes; Nemacheilidae. Bases 35 to 292 code for a protein of 85 amino acids. The transcript has 2 exons. The record is from RefSeq and is a predicted model, not a curated record.
UGUGGGGACACGACUUCUCUCUCGGUUGUCAGGGAUGUCUGCGUGCUUCAGAAAAACCAUCAUCUCCCGCAUGUCCCAUGUUAGGUUCAUCCUGAUGCUGUGCAAGACUGGUGUGAAAGGAAAAUCACAGACUUCACCGAGGAAAAUGAUAAACACUGCUGUGAGUGAGGAGGAAAAGAGAAUUCAAGACAAGGAAAGUAAAGAGGAAUCCAUUCUGGCCAUGCUGGGGAUUAUCGGGACUAUCCUCAAUCUAAUCGUCAUCAUCUUUGUGUACAUCUACACAACCCUGUAACAGUCACAACACAAACACUUAGAGAUCUCUGAACUUCGCUAUGACUGGUGGAGAGAUUUCAGGAUGGAUAAACCGGGCCGGUCCAGCGGGAGAGCACAGAGACGCGUGUGCGUUCACUCAUCGAUCCGGACACUGCUGGAAACACAGAGGAGGUUCAUAAACUGUACAUAUGCAUGAUCAACGCACACAAGAUCAGGAGGGUUUCUCUAUGCAUGAUGCAGAUCUUGAAGAGGUGACGUUUCUUACAGACUCUACAAGAGAUCUUCCGACAACUGCACCCGUCAGAAUUUCAAACGUACACAUCUCUUUUCCUCACAAUAUUAUUAGACCUGAGCAUUGAUUCAGACCUUGAUAGAUAUUUCUCAUUAAUGAGACCCAAAAAACAAAUUCUGUCAUCAUUUAUUCCACAAAAUAUGUUUGUGACUCUUUCUUCAGUAGAACACAUAAGAAGAUAUUUUGAGAAAUGUCUCGGUGGUUUUGUGUUCAUACAAUGUAAGUCGAUGAGGUUCAAUGUUGUCUAAUGGCCUAGUUGCACAAGAUAGCACCGGUGAGCUUUUGCGACGCCAGAGUCGGCAGACAUUACACUAUCGAGUUGUUUUGGCUUAACGAAGUGCUCAGCAAUGUAAAGAGGAUCUGUCAUAUCGCUGAUAUAUACAGUAUAUAACUUUCUUCUUUUUUAUCUAAAAAACACCAAUAAAUCCUCCUUUUCCCAUACAGUGUUAUACGACCGGAAAUUACUCUGCCGACUCUGGCGUCUCAAAAGUUCACAGGCACCAUCUUGUGCAACUAGCGAAUUUGAACGUUCUUGUGUUCCGAAGGAAAAAGAAACUCAUACAGAUUUGGAAUGACAUGAGAAUGAGUAAAAGAUUACAUACUUUUAAUUUUAGAGUGAACUGUCCCUUUAAUAGUGCCACAAGGAACUUUUACAUAAAUCUGAGAGUUUAAUACAUCUUUGAGAACAGUGUUGGGUAAGUUACUCUGAAAAAAUAACGAAUUACUAGUUACUAGUUACAUAUUCAAUAGUGUAAUUAGAUUACUGUACAAAUGACUCUCUCCAAAAAGUAUUUAAUGACUUUUUACUAAUUACUUUCUAUAUCCUACAUCAACUUUGAUUAGUUAAGUGAUUCAAGGAUAGACAUGAAACGACUCUUUUAAUUCAUUCAAAUAAAUAAUAUUAAACUACAUAAAGUACUCUUAUUAACUGACCAAAGUAUUACAAAUGUGAGAAUUAUACAUUAAAGCACAGAUUUUAAAGUUAGACUUUGAAUUUUGAUGUCAAUUCCACUAUUGCACACACAUACUGUAUAUUACACACAGUAUUUAGUUCAAUUACAUCAGAAGUAACUGUAAUUAAAUUACAGAAAAACCAAUAGUAAUCCCUUACUUUACCUUUUCAAGGGAAAAGUAAUUAAAUUACAGUAACUAAUUACUUAAGCCUGAAAUACACUACCUGACUUUUAUGCAGAUUUUUGCCCAGAUUUCCAGUCUGGGUAAGUCGUCAGUUGUUGCAGAAUGCCUGCCGAUUUUGGCCAGUCGGCGCAGACUUUCUCAGAAAGUUGUGUAGUUGAUGAUGGGUAUAUGGGUAUGUUUUAGGGAUGGGCGAUAUGGCCCUAAAACUCUAUCAUGAUAAUUCCUGGUAUUUGUUGCGAUAACUAUAAAAAUGACGAUAUAUCCAUAACGCCAUCCACCGCUGUUGUUUGCGUCAAGUGAUAGUAUCUGCAUGUAGUCUAGACCCUCAGAAAAACAAAUAUCAUCAAAAAGUAAAACUUACCCCAAAUCAAACAGCUCCUAAAAUAUACCUACAGUAUUUUUGUAAAUAUAAAAUAUAAUAGUGAGAUUCGACUUCAAAAGGUUGUAGUAAAGAAAAGUUAAAUGAACUAAAGCUCAAUAAACACAUCAUGUCAUACCUAAAACUGUAUAUAUUCUAUUGUUGGGUGGAAACAAUCGAUCAUCACGCUGUCAAUCACUCUCUCUUGAACUGUGUGAACCUUCUCUUCUCACAGCAACAUACACUGAAUCUGUCUAUGACUCGCGCUACAGAAAGAGAACAGAGAGAAAUAACGUAAUACAAACUCGCAUGUGUACUGUAUGUGAACAGGCAGCAGUGCUGUGCGCGCUGUGUCGCUGUGAGAGCACAUGUGGCGCGAGCUGCGCACGGGACGCUCCGUUCAUCCUGUAUAUAACAGGCAAGAAAUCAUACUUAACUAUUUGCGCACGCGCACAUAACAUCUAACGAAUGUUUAAAUAAAUACUUUUAGACAAACUAAAUGUUGUGGUGUAACGUAUUAUGACUAUCAACGAAUACUUAAACGAAUUAAAUAAAACGAAAGUGAAACUAAACGUGAACUCGGAUGCAUCUACAGUGCCAACCUAAACGAGAUUUAGAGCUUUAGUGCAAACUCUUUCUCAGCUUCACGUCCGCCCUCCGCUAUACCCGUUUUCACUUCACAUAUGAGCUGUGAAUGGGUCUCACAAAGAAAUACGUCAUCAACUAGAAUUUAUCGUUUAUAUCGCGGGAAGACUAAUUCCUAUCGUGUGGGGAAUUUCUAUCGGUAUAUCGCAAACGAUAUAAUAUCGCCCAUCCCUAGUAUGUUUGAUAUUUUGGGCCGAUUUUACAACACAUACCGCGUGUAUCUACACAGUACCACAGUUAAACGUGCCUCAGAGACGUCACUCUGUAUGUGCGGCGUGAGAAAUCACAGGAUGUGAGCGGUUACGCGUGUUGCCAGAUUUGACCAAAAAAAAGCAACGGAAAACAAAAACCUUGUAUAAAAGGAACAAAUGUAAAUGCUUUAUAUUGACAAAAGAUUUUAAAAUACCUAUUCCCGCAAUUGCCCACUUUUAUAUCUAUAUAAACCUAAUCGCUUUACAAACCCAGCCUAAAUCAUCCUCCCAAAAAAGCCUUAACCAUUUACAAAGUCGGCAAGUGUGUGAUGCCUAGUUUUUAAAAGUCGUGUAGUGUAUUCCAGCCAUUAGUAACUAGUUACACCCAACACUGUUUGAGAAGUACAUUCAUCAUUUAUAUUGUUUGUGUAUCAUUCUGUGUCAUGUUGUAAAACUGAGUAGAUGUGAGAUUUAGAACAAGUUUCAAGUGUUUAUUUGUGCAAUAUAUUUACCUUCUAUCGAUAACGUUUGUUUAGCACUUUAGCGUUUAUCGAUUGUGCAUCUUAAAGUUUAGGACUGAGGGGUUGAAGGUUUUUCUAACCUUUGAAGUUCUACGUGUAAAAUAUACUGCUACUUCUCGAUGUUUCACUUGGAGCUCUUAGAAAACAGACUGACACCGUUGACGUUUAGCAUACAAACAAGCUGCAUUGCCUUAAGAGACGUCAAAUACAUUUUGCUACAUUGAAAGUAAACACAAAGUCCACAAAACAACACAAAGAGUUUCAACGAUUUGUACUUUUGUUAUUUUCCUAAAGUCACUUGUACUAAUGUUGAUAAAAGCACAAAAGCUGCAAGGAUGUUUGCAGAAGAAAUGAAUGUACAUCAUGUCAACAGAUUAAUGACAUCCAGCAGUCAAUGCAUAAAGUGCCUGUUUUCUGCUAAAUAAUCUUACGCUACAUAUAAUCAAACUGUUUGUUUGUUUUUGUUUGUUUCUCUGUUGCAGUUUAUGCAUUGAUUUCUGACCAUCACGCGAUGAGAAUGUAUUUUAAAAAGUUAUGGACAUUUCAUGUCUUUCUGUUGAACAGAUUCAGUUAAACUGCUUGUGGGAAUCAUGUCAAAUCCUAAUAUUGACUUUGAUCUGGUUGACUUUCAUUCAGGUUUUACAUUUAUUUCUAUGUUUGUGGACAGAAUGAUAAACAUCACAUGAAUCCUCCUUUGAACUAAAACUCUUUUUUUAUGUAUUUGAUCAUGUAAUAUUGGUAGCUUUUUAUGUGCACACCACAAACCAGCCGUGUACAUUCACACCAAUGUUACUAUAAAGUUUGAACAACUGUUCUUUCAAAUGUAAAAGAAUGAGGGAUCCACAUCUUAAUUAUAACAAUACAGAAAAAAAAACAAAUUGAGUUUCACAGUAAAC